Trypanosoma theileri is the source of this 2004-nucleotide messenger RNA. RefSeq names its product putative tubulin tyrosine ligase. Bases 1 to 2004 code for a protein of 667 amino acids. Gene Ontology annotation, biological process: protein polyglutamylation; microtubule cytoskeleton organization. Gene Ontology annotation, cellular component: cilium. The record is from RefSeq and is a predicted model, not a curated record. The transcript has a single exon. Gene Ontology annotation, molecular function: tubulin-glutamic acid ligase activity; tubulin binding. Lineage: Eukaryota; Euglenozoa; Kinetoplastea; Trypanosomatida; Trypanosomatidae.
AUGGCCGGCAAGGUGCUCCCGCCGCCGGAGAGUCUUCUCACCUUCUACCCGCAGUCCCUCGCAUUUGUGCAGCGCGAUGGCCGCGGCGACGCCGACGUGAUGACGACCGCCACGACGUACGCCCUGCGCCGCGGGCAGCGACUCGUCGUGGGGAAAUUUGUCCCCGACGCGAACAACGAGGACCCGUCGAACCCCAAACACGUCCCCCGCCCCGCCGGUCGCCCGGGCCGAUCCCGCCAGCGGCUUCCGAUGAUCCCCCGCCGCGACGGCCCCCCCGCCCGCUCCUCCCGCUCCUCAGAGAUUGAUUGCUCCUCCGUCUCCUCAUCCACCUCCUCACAACAGGGGCAGGGGGAGGAACAGAUACCACAGGCGUGUAGAGCAGUAGAGACGGAGAAGACAACGUACACAGUAGUGGAACCAAUCUAUCCAUUCUCUUCAUCCAGUUUAUUCUUUCCUAUACACUACUCUAAUCGUUCACAGAGCAGGAUAAAUAAUAGUCAGAGCCCUGCUCAAAUUAAUCUUAAAUACCACGGUCGUGAUCGAGUUCAACUUAGAUUUAAUACUCUUGUUGUUCAAAAGAACAACCUCAACAGAAUGUGCUUGUAUAAACUUGGUCCAGGUGUUGUGGCAUUUAAGGUGGUUAUAGAUGCUUUUGAAGCGGCAGGUAUGAAAUAUACCCCUUCAAAUGAACUCUUUAAUGUCAUAUGGGCUAAACGAGCAACCCCGUAUACUUUAUCUCAUUUGGGGCCUUAUCAAAAAGUUAACCAUUUUCCUGGAACUUGGGGAGUUGGGCGUAAGGAUAGUUUGGCAAUUAAUAUUUCAAAAAUGCAACGUUACUUUGGUGCUGAUACUUUUGACAUUAUUCCUACAACAUUCCUUAUUCCUAAACAAUGGGAUGAACUGGAAGAAUAUGUAAAAUGUCAACCUGACACUAAUGAUGAUCCACUUAUAUUUAUAGUAAAACCAAGUGCUUCUAGUUGUGGACGUGGAAUUCAUUUGUAUCGUGGAAUGCCACCUAUGCCAUCAGGAAUUAAACAAAUGGUAUGUCAACGUUACGUAGGAAAUCCCAUGUUAAUUUACGGAAGAAAGUUUGACCUUCGUCUUUACUGUGUAGUAACGUCAUUUGACCCAUUACGUAUUUUUAUUUUUGAUGAAGGUCUAGUUAGAUUUGCAGCGCAAAAGUACCCUGGUAUGGACAAGGAUUUGGAUAAUAUUCAUAUGCAUUUAACUAAUUACUCUGUAAAUAAAACGGCUGAGUUAAAUAUUGCAAGUCGUGGAAAGGAAUAUCAUUCAGAUGAUCCUUUGGACAUAAAGUGGUGCCUCUCUGAUUUCCGUGAUUUUUUGAUUAAAAACCAAAUGGAUGGUAAAGAAAUAUGGGAAAAAAUUAUGCAUGGAUGUGAAGAUGCAGUUAUUAAAGCAUUUCUUAGUAUUGAAAAUGACGUGGUUGAACGAAUAAGACGAGAAUGUAGAGAUAAAACAGGACGUGGGUGUUUUGAGUUAUAUGGUUUAGACCUAAUGGUAGAUGAUAACCAUAAUGUAAGACUUAUUGAAGUUAAUAUUAUGCCUUCUUUGGCUACAGGAACUCCUCUUGACAAGGCUGUUAAAUCACGAAUGUUAGCACAUUUACUUACCCUUAUUCGUGUUAUUCCACACCAACGCAACGCUACAGGAUUCACUCCACCAGAUUUGGGAGAUAAUUCUUCAGAACGCCAUGAUGUGCGCUACCGAUUUGGGCGACACCCUCUCAGAGAUUCAGAACUUGUGCGAAAACCCCUACUCAGUCGUUUUAAUGACCCUAAAGAUCCUGAUUCUAUUUUAUCAACUGCAGAACACCUUCUUUUGGUGGAGGCAGAAGAAGAGUUGGCAUGUGCUGGAGGAUUUCGUCGGAUAUUUCCUACAGCGGAGAAUGUGCUCACAUAUUUGCCAUACUUUACAAAUGGUGUUCUUCGAAAUAAUUAUCUCUUGGCAUCGGCAGUGCGAAUGCAGGCAAGGGCGACAAGGUGA